CGUUCGAUAGACCGUCCAUACUAUAUUGUCUCUGUCUGGUUUAAUUGAGUUCAGCCGACCUGUAUCUGGAUCGCUUCACUAUGUCGCCCACCCUCAUCCAAGCGUCGCGCCCCCUCGCCCGUGCCCGCAGCCAGUCAAACACAAUGCGCCCCUUCUCUAUCGCCAUUCCUGCCAGACUCGCCAACGAGGGGACGCACAUGACCAAGCUGCGUGGGUUCCUAGCGGAGAAGGAUACGACCCCUCGUCAAGAGAGUCCCUAUGGCAAAAGGAUGGAGUUUGACUCCUUCCGACGGGUGCAGCAGCAGAUGUCGGAACACGGCCAACGUCUCGAUCAGCUGGAAAAGACGAUUCAGCAGUUGACUCGCAUGCAGGGCGUCUAGUAAGAUCUGCUAGAACGCUAGUCGUCCCAACUCAAAACCCUGGAGUUUUUAUUACAUCCAACAUCCCUUUCACACAGCCAUCCCCUAGAUUGAGUCAUGGAGGCUGUUAUACCAUCAAAUGGUCCAUCGGAGAAGAUCUUCUCUCCAAGUGACCACCCAUUUACCCCCACCCGAUUUGUCGAGCAGGACCUGAUAGCGCGGAGGGGAAUCAUCUGGCAUGAGAAAUUGUAUAUACUACUGUGCACGUAUUAUGGAAUGAUAUCAAUGAGUUUUGUUACUUGACUUGAAUCUGUCUGUACUUUGUACGAUCCGAGUUCAGGGACUCGCUUGCUACGGACUCCAUUCGCAGAGGAUGAAAAUAGCCACUUAGGACAGCUACCCACCAGGAAUGGCGACAAAAAAUGAAAACCAAAAAAAAAAUAAGAGAAACUGCGUCGUGCAUCACGAGAGUCCGAUUUGCAAACAAGCCACCGACGGUGAAAUAAAGUAGUCCCGAACCUGCAUGUCUUCC
This is a messenger RNA of Aspergillus pseudonomiae, 891 nucleotides long. RefSeq lists its product as uncharacterized. The coding region runs from base 81 to 380 and encodes 99 amino acids. Lineage: Eukaryota; Fungi; Ascomycota; Eurotiomycetes; Eurotiales; Aspergillaceae. The transcript has 4 exons. The record is from RefSeq and is a predicted model, not a curated record.